AGAGAUGUGUCUUGGCUCUUCUGAGAGCAGAGAGGGAUCUGUUUCUGAGUAGGGUUGUGUGUGGCUGACCAACGUUACUGAGCUACUGCAGAGCAAAUCGGGCUUCUUAUAUUUAGCCUUGCGACGUGCGCCCUACGGAUUAUGUCUUGGGCGCCUCGGGUUUCGCCUUCAGUACGUUUGUGGGUGUGGAGGGGGUCCGGUAUCUGGUGGAAGGCCUCUCUUCAGCUUUCUUUACCUCUUUCUCACACCCUCACACAGGAAAAGGCUGUUUACGGUGACAUAGUCGUUUCCCAUUCUGGAAGGCUAUUUGGAGGUUACAGAUAGUAAGAAAAACAGUCGCAGAGGACAUAGCAGUGUUAGACUACAGCUUCUAAUCUGAUACAACUAGAGAACACUAACUAGGUUUUUGCAAACCAUUGGAGGGACCUCAUUUUAGUGCGGAGGCACAUUGAGGUCAUAGUUCAAAAGGGGUCAUGGAUACACUGGCAUUAGAGGCGAAGGCAACUGGGCAAGAAAAGAAAAGUUCAGCCCCAAGACCAAGACCUAAACCACCCAAAAAGGCCAAAAGGAUUGUUUACUUUGAGGUUGAAAUCGUGGAUGCAAAGACAAAGGAGAAGCUACUACUCUUGGACAAAGUUGAGCCAACUUCUACUAUUUUGGAUAUUAAGGCUUUGUUCCACAAAUCAAAUCCCCAGUGGUACCCAGCCAGACAGUCCUUACGCCUGGAUCCUAAGGGUAAGUGUCUGAAGGAUGAGGACGUCUUGCAGACACUUCCUGUUGGAACCACGGCCAGCUUCUACUUCUCUGACCUGGGGGCCCAGAUCGCCUGGGGCACUGUCUUCCUAUCAGAGUGUUACGGACCACUGCUCAUCUACUUGAUGUUCUACUUCCGCCUGCCUUUCAUCUACGCCCCAAAGUAUGACUUUAGCAGCAGCAAGCACUGGGUUGUACAUUUGGCCUGCAUGUGUCACUCCUUCCACUAUGUGAAGAGAAUCCUUGAGACGCUGUUCAUCCACCGAAUCUCCCAUGGUACCAUGCCACUGAGAAACAUCUUCAAGAACUGCAGUUAUUACUGGUGUUUCGCAGCAUGGAUGGCCUACUACAUCAACCAUCCCCUCUAUACACCGCCCUACUAUGGGCAACAGCAAGUGAAGACAGCACUCAUUAUAUUCUUAUUCUGUCAGGUCGGCAACUUCUCCAUCAACAUCACUCUACGCAACCUCAAAUGUCCAGGUUCAAAGGUCAAGAAGAUCCCACACCCAACUAAGAAUCCAUUCACCUGGAUCUUCGCGUUGGUGUCUUGUCCCAACUAUACAUACGAGGUGAGGCUUUCUAGUAAAGAAUGCUGGGGUCGUGGAUGGGCUUCACAGUGAUGACCCAGUGCUUGCCGGUGGCUUUCUUCACCAUUGUGGGCUUUGUCCUGAUGACGGUGUGGGCCAGGGGAAAGCACCGAAACUACCGCAAGGAGUUCCGUGACUACCCCACCCUGCGCUCCCCUAUACUGCCCUUCAUCCUUUAGUCAGAGAGGGGCUGGUCCCACACAUAACUUCACCCAUUUCAGCCCCACUGCAGUAUACAGCUGGUGUUUCUGACUGGGUAGGUUGGAAGGAGUCGUUGGAAUAGUUCAACUACACUGUGACUGGUUUUGGGGAGUUGAAAACCCCUUUGAUGACUUAAAAGCAGAUGAGUCUUAAUCUGAUGUAAUGUGUACUACCGGUAUCUACUGUACAUGUCAAUGUGUGGAGGCACAAAUUCAUGGGGAAAAAAAUACUUGUUUUACUAAAGUGGUGACUUAACUGUCGACUAAACUGUU
Molecule: messenger RNA, 1813 nt
Organism: Salmo salar (Atlantic salmon)
Lineage: Eukaryota; Metazoa; Chordata; Actinopteri; Salmoniformes; Salmonidae
Source: RefSeq, a predicted model, not a curated record